This is a messenger RNA of Pteronotus mesoamericanus, 1502 nucleotides long. It is a transcript of the gene SH2D7, whose product is annotated as SH2 domain containing 7. Gene Ontology annotation, cellular component: cytoplasm. The coding region runs from base 126 to 1502 and encodes 458 amino acids. Lineage: Eukaryota; Metazoa; Chordata; Mammalia; Chiroptera; Mormoopidae. The transcript has 6 exons. The record is from RefSeq and is a predicted model, not a curated record.
ACAACAGGGCUCCUGUGUGCGGCUGACAGUUGGGGCGGGCAAGGGCCCAGGCAAAUGAGCGGCAGCACAGGCAAAUAUAGAGGCGUGUGGGGUCCGGGCUCCCUUCCACCUCGGCGCUCGCCAGGAUGGAGGGCAGCCUAGAGCAGCUCCGCAGGGGCCGGGGGCCCGAGGCGGCGGGGCCCAGCCAGGCCGUGGCCAAGCUGCAGGAGCUGGCCCUGAGGUGGUUCAUGGAGACGCAGGCUCCCCUCAUUCUGCACAAUGGAGCCCUGCCCCCCUGGUUUCACGGAUUCAUCACCCGCAAGCAGGCGGAGCAGCUGCUCAGGGACAAAGCUCUUGGCUCCUUCCUCAUCCGCCUCAGUGACCGGGCCGCCGGCUACAUCUUGUCCUACAGGGGCAGCGAACGAUGCCGGCAUUUUGUCAUCACCCAGCUCCAAAACCGGCGCUACCUGGUCUCCGGGGACACCCAGAGCCACGGCAGCCUGGCCGAGCUCGUGGGCCACUACCAGAAGGCACAGUUUGAGCCCUUCGGGGAGACCCUGGCUGCCGCCUGUCCUCGGCUGGAGGACAAUGAUCUGUACGAUGCCAUCUCCCUGGGCCUCCAGCAGACCCGUCUGGGCGUGGAGGACCCACCGGCCACGGUCCCUCCCACGGGAUCCCCCCCAAAGGCCAGCGGCCCCCGCCCCCCUCCGAAGCCCCAGGUCUCCUUCCUGCCCACGAAGAGGAGCCUGGAUGGGAACCUGUCGGAGGAGCAGGGCGCGGAGCCCCCCGCCAGGGUGCCCCCCAUCCCGGAGAGGGGUGCCUGCCUCCUGGACCAGUCUCUUGGAGGUCCCACCAACGUCCUGUAUGCCGACCUGAAGAAGAUACGGCCGGCACGGCUGGGUCCGGACACAGCGGCGUCUGGCGGGUGCGGGCCGCCCCCAGCUGGCCCCCAGGCCUGUUCCCCCGGCGAGGAGGCCCUGAGCAGACCCCCAGAAGGAAGCCAACACAGGACCGACAGCCCAGGGCCAGCCCUCUCCCCGGGAAGCCCAGGCCAGGGCCCGACCGGGCCUCCCAUUUCCUGGGGCCUCCUCCUGCCCCCCAGUUCUGAGGCGCAAGGCACCUCAGCUGCCACCCGGAGCCAGGGGUCUCCCAGGCCUGGCCCCAGGGCUCAGCCCCGCCCCCAGGACAGCUCUGCAGACGCCUACGCACUGCUCCAGGGGGCAGACUCCCUGGAGGCGGCCCGCGACCUGCCAGACCAAGAAGGCAGCCCCUACGAGCAGGUCCCGGCCUGCUGGGGCGGCCCCGCCUGGCCCCCCCUUCCUCGGGCCGGUCUCCCCCAUGGCAAGCUGCCGGGGCCCACAGACAGCGCCUACACGAGGAUCGCAGGGGCCCCCGAGCUCCCGGAGCCCAGCGACACCUAUGAACACAUCCCAGCAGCCAAGAGCCAGGGCCCGGAACAGACACACAAGCCUGACAAGCUCCGGAAGCUCUUCUUCGCGAACAAGAAGCACAGAAGGGUCUGA